Molecule: messenger RNA, 3234 nt
Organism: Rhipicephalus microplus (southern cattle tick)
Lineage: Eukaryota; Metazoa; Arthropoda; Arachnida; Ixodida; Ixodidae
Source: RefSeq, a predicted model, not a curated record
AUUUCGGCAAAAGCCAACGAGUGCGACUACUGGGCGGCCCAACGCGAAGGGCUGCCCAAUGGUGUGGGUGCGCAAGACAAAGCGAAGAAGCGUCGUUGUUUGGCCCGUGUGGAUGUCGCGCGGGCUGAUGCCACCGCACCGAUGCCAUGCAGUGUAGUGCCGCUGCCGAGCCGCCGGAUGAGGAGAGACUACUUCGCACGCACGGUCUUUUAGGACUCAGAGAUUUCUGUGCCAAGAAGGGUACGGUCAGCCUGCGACAGCUCGACAAGCUCGCGCUGGCCGGCUUGGCCCGGGAGUACGUCGAUUCGUCCCGUUCCAGGCAGGGCCCGUUGCACAGCGCACGCUCGCUGCGACGCUUCCAGGUUGGCCUCAACAAUUACCUGCGAUCUGUGUACGGCGCCGAUUUCGAUCUCAGCCGCGACCCAGCGUUCGCGCCACUGGCGGUUCCCUCUGCGUCGGGGGCAGCGAACGCGGGAAGAAUGGGCCAGUCGGCGGAUACCGUGGUCAUCACGCCCGAAGACUUGACAAAGAUAGGACAGUAUUUCUGGCGUGUGAUUAACACCCCGCGCGGUUUGCAGCAGAAGGUGUGGUUCGAUCUCAUGAUCCACCUUGGUUCGGAUGGCAUAGAGAACCAGCACGCUAUGCGCAAAGACUCUUUCAUGCUUCUGAAGUCGCCGGCCGACGGACGGAGACGGCUGCAGUGGAAGAUACCGGGCGGAGCUUCCAUUCCGGACGACCCGGAGAACCCGCUGUGCCCAGUGCGGACGUUCCAGCUUUACCUGAGCAAGUUGAACGUAGCCUGUCCCGCGCUUUUCCAGCGGCCGCACGACGGCAUCACCAAGACGUCGCGCUUCUGGUUCCACAUGUUCCCACUGAACAACACCAUGCUGGCUCUCAUGAUGUACGACAUCUCCAAGGACGCCGGCCUUAGUCGCGUCUACCCAAACUUCGGCACACAGGUGCUACCAGAGAAGGGGCGCUUCUACGAACUGGCGCGGUGCAGCCGCCCGUCCCUGGAGAGCGCCCGCAAGGAGCCCGGCUGUGCAUACAAGCUAUGUGCCCAGUGCCUCACGCCCGUGCAGGUAGCGAGUGCUGGAUCGAAGGGAAUCCUUUGUUCAGUGCCGUGCUUGGAGGCCUUCAUGCGUGCGAAAGAGGCACGGCAGAAUGUGCGCGUCUCCUUCCGGGACGGCACUCGUGUGCCUGCCUACACCCUUCCUACUGGCCAACCACUCCAGUCACAGCCGCAGCCACAGCCCCGAGACGAGCUGGGCCGAAACCUUCCGGAAGAUGUCUACAGCUUCAUACAAGAAGUUGCACGCAUUCAGGCCCUCGGACAUACUGUACGAACAGAUGGGCUGCCCAUGGUAUUCAAGCAGGACGGCUCCAAUGCACAAGCUCGGUCGCUGCCCAUAGAGCUGCUAAGGAUUGCCAUGGACGUGGGAAAGCCUACCAAAUCUGGUAAUGCGCAGCAGCAGCAACCACAGCAGCAAACACAACGAGUGGAAAUCAAGCGCGUGCCGACGACUACAGGAGAGCGGGUUACUGCAAGACCUGUGAUGCUGAGUGGCGGCCGCAAAGUGUUGCUGGUCCAGCGCAGGGAUCCUCCACCGCCUGCACCACAGCGGGGCUCAGCUGCUUGGCGUUGAAGGCCAUUUGCUUGAAGGCCGUUUGCCGUUGAAGGUACCAGCAUAAAAUGCAUCGAUGCGGGAGUGUGCAGCCUGCUGCUCAUUAGGCACAAUGCUAGUCUUUCAGCUCGUGAUGAAGGGAUUCGAGAUUACAAAGGCAGUUGUUUUCAUGUCAUGUAUUUAGGAUUUUUUUUGCUGUUGUUUUACAUACGAAAAUAGUGAUACAGCUUCAACGAGCUCAUUUUUCACAUUGUUGUACAGUAUCAUGCAAUGUUGGUUUUUAUCGGAUGUGUAACAGUUUUCCGAUUUAUAUGAGAUGUGAAAGUUCUACAAGUGAUAAAGGGAAAGAAGACAACCACUUGUUUGUAGCACGAAGCCUCAAGGAAAUCUGUACGGAUUUCGCAGAAAGAAAAGCCUCUUUGUUGCCAAAAAAAUGUGUCCUGGUCCUGGGUAUGAAAACGGGGCCAACGCCUUACCGGGGCAGUUGCUCUACCAAUUGCCAAUCAAGCUAACCAGAAGCUAGCAAUUGACAGCGCGUGGGUGAAUUCACCGACAAAUCGAAGCACAUGGACACAAGUAUCGCAAAUGAGUUCUGCAGAAUUCACAGGUGGUGGAAGCGUUAUGAAAGAGAAAGAACACAACCGCCCAUUGUAGCACGAAGCCACAAAAAGCUUAGAAAACAUAGGUAGAUAACCUUUAUCAACCACUUUAUAUUACUAAACUCAAAGACCAAGAAAGCACUUUGUUGCGGUAAAGCCUGCAGGCUGCACACUCCCAUCCUCAGAUUUCUUUUGGUGCUGACGGUACUUUCUCAGCAAUGAUUUCUAGCAAGCCAACGAAGCAAGCUUUCCAAAGGACAUUCCAAGCGUCACCUCGUGUAAUAGCAAACAGGCCAGCGUUUCUCAAGAACAGUUCUUAAGUGGCCACACCGUUGCCCAGUACAUGGCGCACCUGUAUCCGCCGAAAAUCAAAAUGAGCGUCAGUAACUGGUUAAUGGCCAUCAGUAACCAGUUGUCGAUCCUGCUUUGUUUAUCUGAGAAUCUCCCAAGUCUCGCCAAUCUGUGAAAAGAUUUUCCGGCAGCUAUAGGUCGACUUCUCGAGGUGUGAAGUGGCUAUGCAAGAGACGAGAUUGGAACAAAUUUGUGUUGGUAUUGUGGCUUGUCUCUGGUAACUUCGUUCUUUUAAGUGUAACGAAAUACUAUUCUUCGGCGCACAGGCUCAGCUAGGGGAACAUGACUGGCCUUUCUCGACUCGUAACGCGCUAGGUACUGUCGUACAUCAUACAGCGUGUUGACGGAGUUCGGUUCUGCAAGGCAAUGGCCGCUGCUUGAGCCACUAGGCAGCUACAUUCUGAGGAGAAACAAAAUUCAUUGUCAUUACAUUCAUUUGUGGUCAUUUAGGCAGUGCUUGCAGAACCUAGUUUCAUACUAGCAUGGAUCUCAAAACCUUUUCUUCUGCAAAGCCAUUGUAAAUAAGCAUCUUGUGCCACGCUUGCUAAUUGUAGCAGCUGUGUUGUUGCACCAGAAAAAAAAAAAAAACUCAUCUCCUUUACUCACAGUGCCAUGGUCACACAUUCAUGGAGUGGAAAAUAAAAAAAUGCCACACGUCA